Helobdella robusta is the source of this 1245-nucleotide messenger RNA. RefSeq lists its product as hypothetical. NCBI's taxonomy places the organism in Eukaryota, Metazoa, Annelida, Clitellata, Rhynchobdellida, Glossiphoniidae. The record is from RefSeq and is a predicted model, not a curated record. Bases 1 to 1245 code for a protein of 414 amino acids. The transcript is spliced from 6 exons.
AUGACUAAACAGUGGAUCUUGAGAUCCGCUCUGAACAUCGUAAGUAAUGGAAAAGUAGACAGAAAAGUAAGUAGAGAGUUCCAGAGAAAAGAGCCAGAAAAAGGAAAAGCAGAUUUAGCAAAAGAGUGUUUAACACUAGUUAAGAAAGAAUUGAUCAGGAGCAAAUUUGAACAAAUAACGACGGCGUCGGCCUCAGGUUGUCUCUUCCCUUUCACGUUGAACGGUUCGCUCUACAGGGAAACCUGUUCGAUAAUCUACACUCACAUUCCUGGGAACUGCAACACCUCCGUGUGUCCGGUGCUCUACAGCGGCUCCUCCGUCGACGACCCAUUCGUUUACUGGGCCACCUGCGAUAGGUACAAUUAUGAGCAGAAGAUCUCGAUCGUUUCAAUGCCAAUCGUUUGCGGUGACUUGAAUGGUACUCUCAUCAAAAUACCUGAACUGAACUGGAUACUCGUACAAAGUAAAAUGUGGAGCAGUGAUGGUGAAAAUUAUUUCAACAAAUCUUGGAUGGAAUUCAAGGAAGACAUUCCAACGCCAUCGCCUAUUCCAGAAAAAACGAUGAAUGAACUGACGGCUGCUGCCACCACGCUUGCGACAAGCGAUGUUAGCCAUGAUUUGCCGCUAACAACAACAGCAACAAUGCUUACGACAAGCGAUGUUAGCAGCGAUUUGCCAAUAUCAACACUGUCACCCGCGAACAACUAUUCAGAAACUACAACAUCGAAUAUGAAUCAGACAAAUUUUACAGAGACCACGGCACGUGCUGUCAACCAAACAACGCUUCGUUACCGCCUGAUUGCCCGACGUUACUGGAGGUUGAGGAUAGAGAUGGCAGCCGAUGAUGGCAGCUGGUAUUCGACGGAAUAUAACUCUUUCAAGGUGUUCUCAGAAGAUGACAACUACCGAAUUGAACUGAAGUUGUAUGAGGUUGGAGCUAGUGACCUGAUGGAUAACAUGCUGUCCAACCAAUCCGCUCCAUUUGCCACGUAUGAUCGAAACGCCAUCAACCUCAAUUAUUCGAAUGCAUUCCCUAGCACGCUACUACCAACGACAGCCCCCGUCGGCUGGUGGUGGGAUGACAACACCACCUCAACCCUUUUCAACGACAGCCGCACAAACUGCUUGUCAUCCUUGAACUCCUACAACUCGUGUUGGCGUAACGUGAAAGGUCAAGUGAUACGUUUCAGGCAGACGAGAAUGUACAUGCAGCCGAUACAGCAGAUAUUCAACGUUUCUUAUUGA